Molecule: messenger RNA, 3386 nt
Organism: Polychytrium aggregatum
Lineage: Eukaryota; Fungi; Chytridiomycota; Chytridiomycetes; Polychytriales
Exons: 5
Coding region: 251-3244 (997 amino acids)
Biological process (GO): signal transduction
Source: RefSeq, a predicted model, not a curated record
UUGCGAUUCGCAGCUUUGGUCUGCUUCGAUCCCACCCACCGCCCUCGCUCCCAGCCGCAUUCCCACUCGAUCCCGACCUCGGUCUUAGUCUCGAGACCUCGACCUCACCCCUGCUUUCCCGCCUACCACCGCCUCCAAGCUGCCGCCAAACUCUCUCUCCGUCUCUCCCCCUUCCACCCCGACUGGCCCACCGACCCCUCGCUCCAACCAGUCCCCGCUCUCGCCCCUCUUUAGCAACCUCCCGAGGGAUAUGAACUACCUCCUGCAGCAAACCCAACGAGCCUUCUCCGACACCACCACCGGCAUUGCCAUGCGGGUCAGAGGCUCUCCCUCCGGCCCUGUCCAGCCCAUCCGUGUGCUGACUUCCCGUGGCAAGUUCCUGGUGCCGGCUCCCAAGAACGAAACCAUCCGCGACCUCCUCGACACUGUCAGCGAGCUCAUUGCCGAGUCAGAUCGCGAUGCCAUCCAGGCCAGGAUUCGCACGUCUUUCCAGGGACAUCCUCAGGAUCUGGUCGAUGGCCAGUUUGAUCCGGCCAAUCCUGCCGCCGCCGCCGCUGCUGCUGCCGCUGCUGCUGCUGCAACCGAGGCUGCCCAUGGCGGCCACUCGUCCUGGGACCUUCCGCCCGAUGCCAGCGUCCAGGGCACCUUCGAGGAAGAUUCCGAGACUCUUGGAUUCCCUCCCAAUCUUGUCAUGGCCAUGACCCUCGACGGCUUUGUCCUGGGCAACCGCUUCCCCGUCGGCGACAUCUUCUCGGUUCAGUCCAACAACCCCAGCGGCCUGCCCGAGAUCAUUGCCCUCACCAUCGAAGAGGCCGGCAACAUCCCUCGCGGCGUCGAUCCCUUUGCCAUCCUCAACGCCCACGACACCACCAGCGCCUUCCGUAUCGCCCCAAAGCCCAAGGUGCUUUCCGUCUCGGUCGGUCGCAACGCUGCCGCCAGCGACAUCCAGGGCGAGCCUCGAUCGGCCUUUGCUGGUCGCUUGAACAGCGCCACCGUGGCCUCUGCCAAGAAUCGCGAGUCCGUCAUGAUUCCAACACAGAAGCGCCCCUCAGUGUUCAUCUCGUACUGCCCUGCCAACUCGCAGCGUGCCGGCGAUACCGCCACUGCCCCCAGCUCCUGCGACCCCCGCGUCGUCAGCGACCUUCUCAAGGGCCUCGGAUACAAUACAUGGAUCGACAUUGAGCAGUUGGAAGUCUGGGAUCCCACGAUGGAGCGAGUCAUCAAGGGCAUCUCGUCAGCCUCUGUCUUUGUCGUGUUCUUGUCGCCCGAGUAUGCUGCCUCCGAGUCCUGUCUGCGCGAGCUUCAUCUGGGUGUCAACUACAAGCGACUGCCUAUUGUGCCCAUCGUUAUUUCCGAAGGCUUUGAUUACACCGAAUCUACGGUGGCCUACUUCCUCGGCCCAACUCCCGCGAUCGACUACUCCAAGGAUUUCAAGACCAGCGACAUUGACGAGCUGUCCGAGAUUCUGGGCCGUCUGACAAACAGCGAGCUGCGCGACAACCUCGUGCCGCCCGAAGACUACACCUUCUACGACAGCAUUGUCCCCGGCCUUUCUGUCGAAUGCGCCAUCCGCACCACCGCCAUUGACCCCGAGGAAGAGUCAACCGUCGUGUGGAUCUACGCCACCGUCGAAGAGGUCAAUCCCGAUCUCGAGGCCGAGAGCCCCUACCGCGUCAUCUUCCACACGGGCGAACACGACGACUUGCAGAGCGAAGACGUGGAGGAGGAAGAGCACGAGACCCUGGUUUCGCGAUGGGUCUCGAAGCAGAGCCUGCGGCCACUCCAGUCCCCGUCGCCCUUCCUCCAGCUCCGCGGUCUCAAGGAGGGCAUCUUGGUCGAAGCGCGCAAGCUUACUGGCGCCGACAACGACUCGGGCUAUGUCUGGUGGCCGGCUCGCCUCGAAAGCAUCGACAACGGCUGGGUCAAGGUCAAGUUCCGGGCGCCUCUGGACGACGUCUACCGCCUCGAUGCCCGCCAAGUCCGCGUCUCGAUGGACUAUCCCUCCGAGCGACUCUUUUUGUUGGCUCCGGGCAACGUCAACAUGCCCACGGACACCAGCGACGAGGGCAUCGCCAACAUGCUCGGUUUGGCCAUUCCCGAGCUCGUCCUCAAGACCGAAAAGAUCUACGUCAGCUACAUGCUCUCGGACUCUGCGCGUCUGACGGCCUCCUCGGGCGGCACUGGUCUCGCGGACCCGCUCGUCAUCAUCGAGGCCAUCGAAGGCACCGGCUUCCGUGUCCAGCAUGUCCCUCGAAGCCCCAGCACUCCGUGGGAAGAUAUUGCCAAGGACCUGCUUGCCGCCAACUUUGCCAUCAUCGGCAUCUCGGGGGACUAUGCUGGGUCCGACAACUGCCUGCGCGAGUUCCAGUUUGCCUACAAGCUCCGGCUGCCGAUUGUGCCCGUCUUCCUGGGCUCGGGCACGGGCAUGAGCCGCGCCCUGCUCCGCUGGAAGGAGGUUGCACCUUUGGUCGACUUUUCCGACAUCCUCGUGGUCGAUACCACCGAGGAGGACACCGACCUUGCCGAAAAGGCCACCACCCUCAUCACCACCAUCGCCGACACCCUCAGCCCGAUCUCGGAGAGCGCCGUCAACGUCAUCAAGGCCAAGACGGCGUCGUUGGACACGAUCGCCGUCGGCGACUGGGUCGAACGCCUCGUGCGCGAGAAAGAGCCCGGCCUCUGGGGCCGACCGCUCCGCGGGGGCUUGUAUUGGGAGCAUGUUGAGCUCGUCGAGGUGAUGGCCGACACCAAGUGGCAUCGCGAUCCCACGGACCCUUGCUACCGGGUGCGCUGCCCCGCCUCGGGCCGCGAAGACUGGGUCUCGAUCGAGGUGCUGCGUCCCUGCCAGGACCCAUCGGCGGACCUGUCGGAGGACCUGUCGGCGCUGCAAGUCGACGAUCCAGUCGAGAUCCGCCUCCCCGUGUGGGACGUCGACGCCGCCGCCGGAAGCGAGGCCACGUCGCAUCUGAACGAUGACUAUAUCUGGCGGCCCGGCACCUUUGCCGGCGUUGUCGACGGACGGAUCACGGUCAAGACUCGCGACGGCGCCCGCGCACGCAACCAUGUCGUUGACGAGCGCCAGAUCCGCCUGGGCCACGACCCCAUCAUGUCGCAGUUCGAGAAUAUGGGCUACACCUACGUCUUUGGCGGGCCCAACGAAGUUGUCGAGAAGACCAAGCGAAGCUGGGCGAUCCGAGUCGAGGACUACCUGCUCUUUGGCAAGGAUGCCCUUCUGGGCCAUUGAGUGGCCACGUAUCGCAAGAGGGACAAGCCGGGUGGCCAAGCUCGAUGGCCAAGCCUGCGGCGGACCUAUUUGCUUUUUUUGGGGGGGGAAAGGGGAGGGACAGACUUGGCGGCGCUCCGAUGGAACCAAUCGAGCAUGCAGU